AUGGCCUCCCUCUAUGGCAGCGAGCUGAAGUGCGUCAGCGUGGAGUGGGAUUUCCUGCAGGGGCUGCUGGUCAAGAACCAGCCGGUGCCCUGCCUGCAGGCUCUACGGAAGGAAAAAUCCCGCAACGCAGCACGUUCCCGCCGAGGCAAGGAAAAUUUUGAGUUUUACGAACUGGCCAAGCUCCUGCCACUGCCCGGCGCCAUCACCAGCCAGCUGGACAAGGCCUCCAUCGUCCGGCUCACCAUCACCUACCUGAAGAUGCGCACCUUCGCCCUCCAGGGAGACCCCCCCUGGACCCUGCGGGCAGAGGUCCCUGCUGCCUCGGCAGCUUCCGAUCGGAGGAGUAUGAACGGGCUGCUGACGGAACUCUUUGAAAAGCACUUAGGGGGCCACAUCCUGCAGUCCCUGGAUGGCUUCGUCUUUGCACUGAACCAAGAGGGGAAAUUCCUUUAUAUCUCCGAGACUGUGUCUAUUUACCUGGGCCUUUCACAGGUGGAGCUGACCGGCAGCAGCAUCUUCGACUACGUCCACCCUGGAGACCACCUAGAAGUGGCCGAUCAGCUGGGGCUGAAGGCUCCCCUGGGUCCCGGUCACCCCCACCGCCCCAAAGCCUCGUCCGAGGGUCCUCAGUCAGAUCUUUCUAGUUCCCGCGCUGCUGAAGGAGAUGAAGGCCUGGAACGUUCCUUCUUCGUCCGUCUGAAGUCCACUUUGACCAAGAGAGGACUUCACAUCAAGACUUCAGGCUAUAAGGUGAUUCACGUCACGGGCCGCCUCCGUUCCCGACGUCCGUCCUAUUCCCACGCCCACUCGGUGCUGGGCCGGGUACUGGGACUUGUAGCGCUGGCCCACACCCUGCCCCCAUCCACCCUCAGCGAGGUGCGCAUCGAGUGUCACAUGUUUGUCUUCCGGGUCAACAUGGACCUUCAGAUCGUGUACUGUGAGAGCAGGAUCACCGACUACAUGGACUUUUGUCCCUCGGAACUCGUGGGGAAGAGCUGCUAUCGGUUCAUUCAUGGAGAAGACGUUGAAGGGAUCCAGCAAAGCCACUUGGACUUGUUGAACAAGGGACAGGUGGUCACCCGCUAUUAUCGUUGGCUGCAGAAGAAUGGGGGCUUCAUCUGGGUCCAGUCCUGCGCCACCAUCUCGGUCAACGUCAAGAAUCCCUCCGAAAAAAACAUGGUGUGGGUGAACUACAUCCUCAGCAAACCAGAAUGCAAGAACAUCGCUCUGGAUGUUUUCCAGGUUCCUGGCAUUCCCGCCAGACAGACGGAAGCUCCCAGCGCAGGAACGGAUUUCAAAGAGACUGACCGGGGGAAGCCGUGCCCGGCCAGCAAACCACCGGGGACCCUGGCCCAGUCCUACCCCAGAAGUGUGGCCGAAAUGAGGCGGCACUGCCACCUGGUGGAGAGCAAGCCCAGUGGUCCUGAAACCAAAUACCCAGAAGAGGCGGCAUCGGAGGAGGGGGCUGGCAGCAACACAGAGACCCCUCCCAGGAAGCGCAUCAAGCUGGAGUUCUCUCCUGAGAGCCCCCUAUCCAAGGGGAAGGAGGAGACCUUGCCGACCAGCUCCGAGGACUCCGACAGCAGCAGCGAUUCGGAGCCAGAGCUGGUCCCCCAGCAGACGGGGCUCCUGGCCAGGAAGGUGAAUGGUUGCAAGACCGGCGGGCGGAAGACCAUGGUUCCCAGCCGACCUUGCACAUCAGAGUUCACCUCUGUCAUCCAGACCCAAAAGGGUGCCUCCCUCAGAGCCAGUCCGGCCCUCAGCAUCAAAUCGGAGCAGGGGUUCCAGGCCAAAGUGGGGCUCUGGACCUGUCCUGGGGCGAAGGCCAGUCCUUUCCCUGUGAACAAAGCCCUUCGGCUGGAGAAGCCUGUAGUGAGACAGGCGUCCUCGCAUUUGUAUGUCUCCAUCCCAGACUCGGUGCUCACCCCACCCGAGAUGGACAGCGGUCCGGCCAAGGGGCCCUUCAGCGCCUCUCCCCGGGCGGCUCCGUCCUCCUCGGGGGACACGCUCUCGCCUCCGCUCUCGGGCUCCCCCUGUGAGGACCGGGGCACCACCACACCUUUCACUCCGCUGAUCUACCCGACGGAGAUGGAAGUUCUCCAGAGGUUCCACACGAGCAACGUGGUCGUCCCUUUGAUGCAUCAGCUCGGCAAUCCGCACUCCAGCUCCCCGGCCGGCUCCCCGGGACUCUACACCACGAGUACUAUUCGCUACGCUCCCGCGGACAUGACCCUGGCCAUGCCAAGCAACAUGCUGCCGCCUUCCCACCACCCACUCAGCCUCAUGGACAUCAGCAGUGCCGAGGCCAAGACCUCCCGGGAGAUCAUGUACCAUCACCUGCAGCGGUUGAACAUGGUGGCCCCGUUUGGGAACUCAGCUAGCUUGGCCCAGAUUUCCGGGGGAGCCUUUGCGGCUGCUGACUCUUUGUUUUCCACCCUGCCCUUCUCUGUGGCCAGUGGGGGUAUCCACAGUGGGUCAGCUCUGGAACGCAAGGAGGAUUAACCACGCAUUGAUGGUCCGUGAUCAAAUCGGUGUCCUCUUUGCCCAGAGAACCACGGUUGAAUCCUGCCUGCAAGAGAGCGAUCGGAUCUUGAGAUAGCUCGGUGCUGGGGUGCUCACCAGCCUUCUGGAAGCCCGGGGGAAGAAACAUUUAGUCCUGGAAGAAGUUACUACCUACCUACGUACCUGCUCAUCACAUCUCUUUCCUAGUCCUCGGCGCCAAGGAGAGUGGAUGGCCCAUCGCCAUCUUCUGAAGAUCGGCGGUGGAUUGAAAUGGGGGUGUUUGGUGGAGGAUUUUGCUUGGAGGAAUGUGGAAAAUCUAUCCAAACUUCCAGGAAAAAAGUCCCACAGACGUAUUGAGGGGCACCUCCCACGCACAUCUGUAUCUGUGUUCCUGCUGCUAGAACUUGACUGAUUUUAAAAACUCGGGGAAGUGGGGGGGUUUGUCGGUGGUCAAUUAUAACCUGCAUUUAUGUGCCAAUGAAAAGUUGCCCGCCGUUGCCCACCAUGCCUCUCCUCAAUGUGCUUAUUCCAGCCUGUCACACCAGCAGUUCACAUUGUUUUGCUCCCGUUGAAUUAAUCCUUGAAAUAUGCAAUAGGGACAAAUCCAUACGAGGACACCGCGAAGAUCAAUCAAAUCAAGUAUAGAAAAUGGUGCGAAUGGAUCCUUCUAGGAACGUGGCCGCGUGGCCUUGCUGUGCA
Molecule: messenger RNA, 3201 nt
Organism: Ahaetulla prasina
Lineage: Eukaryota; Metazoa; Chordata; Lepidosauria; Squamata; Colubridae
Gene: NPAS1
Product: neuronal PAS domain protein 1
Exons: 11
Coding region: 1-2502 (833 amino acids)
Biological process (GO): regulation of transcription by RNA polymerase II
Molecular function (GO): protein dimerization activity; DNA-binding transcription factor activity, RNA polymerase II-specific; RNA polymerase II transcription regulatory region sequence-specific DNA binding
Source: RefSeq, a predicted model, not a curated record